CUAACUGUCGUGAAAGCACAUCGAAGGAGAGCAUGACGCUAAUAAAUUAUUUGUUCUCCAGUUUGAAAUAUUUACGGCGUAUAGAAUACAUAUUUGAUUCUUUAUUUCAGGCUAAAGUCGUCUCGAUGCGCUAGAAGCACUGUGCCGCUUCUCGUGCUAUCUUUGCUUGUUAGUUAGCUUAGCUCGCUAAUUAGCUUAGCUUGUUAGCUGCUAACAAAGAGACGCGGACGUUAUCAACACAUCGCUAAGAAGAAGAUCAAAUGUGAGAGUCAAGUGUUGUGAUUGUGUGGAAAUGUGUGAAAGAACGAUAGCAAAGUAUGAGGAGGAACUUUGUCCAACAAAAGAGGAGAAGGAGCAACAACAUCAACUACUGGACGCUGUUUUCAAGAAACAUCAAGUUGUGUUACACAGAACAGACCUCGAUGAAGAACAUCUUCCUCGUGAGCAGGAGGAGGAACCCCAGUCCCCCCACGUACACGAGGAAGAAGAGGUACCGCAUCCCCAACACAUGAAAGAGGGAGUAGAGGAGCCACAUUCACCCUAUAUUAAAGAGGAAGACGAGACGCCACAGACCCAUAAUGUUAAACUGACCCUUCACAAUAAAGGACAAGCGGAGGAGGACCCACUCAUCUUACACAUCAAAAAUGAAGAGGAGAACCCGCUGACCCCUAGCAUUAAAGAGGAAGAGGAGGAGCAAGAGGCGGUGCACAUUAAAGAGGAAGAGGAGGAGCAAGAGGUGGUGCACAUUAAAGAGGAAGAGGAGGAAGAGGGCAUCAGUCAGCCUAAAUGGUCGGAGGAGUUCCCAGUGACUGGUGUCCCUGUGAAGAGUGAAGAUGAUGAGGUGAAAGGUGAAAGUGAGGAGAGGGGAGGGGGGGAGCCUCCAAGCAGCAGCUCAACAGAAGCUGAUGGAGACCACUGUGGAGGAUCACAAGCAGACAAGCUCUUAGCUCCACUAUCAGAUAGUGAGGACACAAGCUCACACUCUCCUCACACUGAUGAUGAAGACUCUAAAGAUGAUGCAACAUGUCACACUGACAACACUCACUUCACAUGUUCUACCUGUGACAAAACCUUCAAAUACCACUGUUCUCUGAAAGUACACAUGAGAAGACACACUGGAGAAAAACCUUUUAUCUGUUCAAUAUGCGGUAAAGGUUUUACACAAAGUACCCAUUUGAAAAGACACAUGAGAACACACACUGGUGAAAAACCUUUUGUCUGUUCAACCUGCGGUAAAGGUUUUACAAACAGUCAGAGUUUGAAAGUACACAUGAGAAUACACACUGGGGAAAAACCUUUUUCCUGUUCAACCUGUGGUAAAGGUUUCACAGAAAGUCAGAGUUUGAAAGUACACAUGAGAAGACACACUGGGGAAAAACCUUUUUCCUGUUCAACCUGUGGUAAAAGUUUUACACAAAGUCAGAAUUUGAAAAGACACGCUAGAACACACACUGGAGAAAAAUCCCAUUCCUGUUCAAUCUGCAACAGAAGCUUUUGUGACCGAUCAACCCUUGUAGCACACAUGGGAACACACCCGGGAGAGAAAGUGUUGAGUUGCAGUGUGUGUGGUGAGAGAUUCUCUACUAAGAAGCAGUGUGAGAAACACAAGUGUGCUGGUGAGAACAGCAGCAGCAAAUGAAACUGCAGUAUUUGAAAUAAACUGUCCAGACUUUCUCACAGCAUCAGCACAUAUAACAUGUGUGACAUUGUUGUUUGUCUAACUAUCUGUUUAAUAUGCUUCUUCAUUUAUAGAUUAGAUAUUUUAUAUUAAUGCUUUUUUCAGUCAGGCACAUACAUUAAUAUGCAACAUUGUGUACUUUUAUUAAAAAAUGGACAGAACAAUUUGAGUAAAAAGGUGAGAGUAAACAGUAAAAUCAUAUUUUACAUGCAAUAAAUAUUUUAUGUGUAUUUAUACACACACACACACACACAUGGGAAAAAUCACAAGACUACUUCAUCUCUACAGAUCUGUUUCAUGAGGGGUUCCCUCAAUCAUCAGGAGAUUUUAAUGGAAGCAUUCACAUACAAUGGUUUGUAUAGGGCACAGAGUGGGUGGGUACAAGCAGGCGUAGGGUGUGGUGAUUGGCUCAUGUGUUACCUAGGAGGUGUUUCCGUUUGUGGCGGCAUGUUGAAAUGAUUUCACUGUGCUUGUUGAGGGAUGACAGGUCUGGAUGAUAUAUAAUAAACAGUUUCUCUUUUAAGCAUGGAUUGCAUCUUUUAUAUAGGGACGGCGUGGCGCAGUGGGAGAGUGGCCGUGCGCAACCCGAGGGUCACUGGUUCAAAUCCCACCUAGAACCAACCUCGUCACGUCCGUUGUGUCCUGAGCAAGACACUUCACCCUUGCUCCUGAUGGGUGCUGGUUGGCGCCUUGCAUGGCAGCUCCCUCCAUCAGUGUGUGAAUGUGUGUGUGAAUGGGUAAAUGUAGAACUAGUGUCAAAGCGCUUUGAGUACCUUGAAGGUAGAAAAGCGCUAUACAAGUACAACCCAUUUAUUACCACUGUUGUAAGGUGUGCUGGAUGCAAGAAUUUUCCAUGUUAUUAAAUAUUCAACAUUCUUGUCUUUGAGGUUCCAAAUGUGCUUGCUGAGUUCUGUAGAAUUCCGCAAGGUCUGGUUUCUAAAGGAGGCUUGUGAUUAUUCCAUCUGGCUUUAAACGCUCCUUCGGUUAAUCCUACGUACGUGUCGGAUGUGCUAAUGUCCUUGCGUGUUACCUUUGCUUGGUAAACGUCUGAUGAUUGAAGCCAACAAGCAAACCGUCAACUUCCUCGACGUCACUUUCAACCUGAGAAAUAACAGCUACCAAGCAUUCACAAAACCCAACACAACACUCCAAUACGUGCACCAUGACAGCAACCACCCACCCACCACCACAAAAAGAAUACCUACCGGAAUUAAUUCAAGGCUAUCGAUGCUGUCAUCUAGCAAAGCUGAAUUAGACCAAGCAACCCCCCCGUACCAGAAAGCACUUGAUGAAAGCGGAUACAACUUCACCCUCACCUAUGAACCCACGCCAGGAAACCAACCAAAAAAAGAGCAGAAAACAAAACAACAUCAUCUGGUACAACCCCCCAUUCAGCAAAAACGUCUCAACCAACAUCGGCCGCAAGUUCCUCACUCUGAUCGACACACACUUCCCCAAAGGCAACACCCUAAGAAAACUAUUCAACAAGAACAACAUUAAAUUGAGCUACAGCUGUAUGAAUAACAUGCAACAAAUCAUUUCAAACCACAACAAAGCAAUUGCAAAAGGACUGCCUACCCCCAGACUAAACGACUCAAACCAAAAAGGAAUGUAACUGUCGCAAGAAACCUGAUUGCCCUCUCAACGGGGGGUGCUUACAAACAUCAGUCGUUUACCAAGCAAAGGUAACACGCAAGGACAUUAACACAUCCGACACGUAUUGUGUUGUGAUUGUUUUUUAUGUAUGUCCCCAGACCUUUAUGCAAUAUACAAGUGAGAGAAAAUGGCAUUUUUUUUUGUUUUUUUUUGUAAAAGGAUGGUUUUGUUUUUACAAACUUACAUUUGUGGAUACAUCAAAUAAAUCCAGAAUUGUGUUUUAAACAUUUUUUUUUAAUCUUUUUUUUUCUUUUUUAACAUCCCCAAAACAACAUCAAUAUCAGUCACAGUUUGGAGUGACAGGCAAAAGCCAAUAUUGUACAUCAUCCCACAGAGAUUUACUUUGCAUACAUUCUUAAAAUAAAAUGUUUAUUGCGUUUCCCAAUCACAGAACCAACAAAUGUUGUAUCCAAUUGCAAAACAACAUCCAAAAUAUUACUUUUAAGUGGUCAAUUCCGUCUUUUUUUUUUUUAAUUAACUUUUUUUGCCUUAGAAAGAAUGGAAACUUUUAAGUUAUGGUUAUUUUAUUGUUCCAGAGAAAAUAAUAAGGAGAAGAAAUAGUAAAUAAUUUGAAACAAAUGCUGUGUAUAGAAUAUUUUGAAUGAAAGCUUUUUUAAAUUUUGUAAGAUUUUUUAUUUGCAGGUCGUACUUAAUGCAAUCUUCACAUCUUAAAAUAUUGGUAUCACUCAAUAAGUGCAUCAGUGACCAAAUGCCUUUUUCAAACCAAGAUGGAUUUGUUUCUCAUUUGGAUAUAAGAACACUUCCAUAGUGGAGUAUUGUGUGUGAUGAAGUUGUGUUUGUAAAGUAGUUUCCAGUACAACAACACUUGCUGCUAGGGAUGGGUACUGUUCACUUCUAAUUCCACGACCUCUAUUUAAUAAUACAACUUUAACAUUUGACAACCAAAUAAUAAAACAAGGUGACUCUGUAAAAAAUCUGGGUAUUAUCUUCGACCCAACUCUCUCCUUUGAGGCACACAUUAAAAGCGUUACUAAAACGGCCUUCUUUCAUCUCCGUAAUAUCGCUAAAAUUCGCUCCAUUUUGUCCACUAAAGACGCCGAGAUCAUUAUCCAUGCGUUUGUUACGUCUUGUCUCGAUUACUGUAACGUAUUAUUUUCGGGUCUCCCCAUGUCUAGCAUUAAAAGAUUACAGUUGGUACAAAAUGCGGCUGCUAGACUUUUGACAAGAACAAGAAAGUUUGAUCACAUUACGCCUGUACUGUAUAUACCUUUAUAUACAUAUAUACAUACAUAUAUACUGUAUAUACCUUUAUAUACAUAUAUACAUACAUAUAUACUGUAUAUACCUUUAUAUACAUAUAUACAUACAUAUAUACCUAUACUGUAUAUACCUUUAUAUACAUAUAUACAUACAUAUAUACCUAUACUGUAUAUACCUUUAUAUACAUAUAUACAUACAUAUAUACCUAUACUGGCUC
Molecule: messenger RNA, 4772 nt
Organism: Nerophis ophidion (straightnose pipefish)
Lineage: Eukaryota; Metazoa; Chordata; Actinopteri; Syngnathiformes; Syngnathidae
Product: zinc finger protein 771-like
Exons: 2
Coding region: 293-1639 (448 amino acids)
Biological process (GO): regulation of transcription by RNA polymerase II
Molecular function (GO): RNA polymerase II cis-regulatory region sequence-specific DNA binding; DNA-binding transcription factor activity, RNA polymerase II-specific
Source: RefSeq, a predicted model, not a curated record